AUGGACAGCGAGCGUUUGCUGGUCCCAGCCUUCGAGGAUGAGGCGCGAAGCCUUGAGCAGAAGGAAGCGAGGGAAGAUGCGAUCAAGAAGGAGACCGCGCAUCAGAUGGAGUUCCGGAAGAGGAUUCAAGAGCGGACCCGGCGGAUGGCGACGGUGAAGACGCAUAUGUCCUACAAGAGCAUCGUGCGGGAGUACGGGGAGGAGGCGGAGGAAGGGAAUUUCCUGGAGCUCCUGGAGCGGUUCCAGCAGUUCUUCCAACCCAAGCGCACGCUGCGGCCCAGCGGCGCCCGGCGGAGGUUUGAGAGCAGCGUCAAGGUCAUCCGGGUGCACGUGUCGGUGGCCAAAGUCUAUGACGCCCCGCUGCGUGUGGAUCACACCGCGCCUUCGGCGCCUGCAGCUCCCGCACCGCCAGGCUUCUCUUCAGCUGGAGGCUUCUCCUCGCAAGGCUACCCAAGUUUCGGGCUGCCGCCGCGGCCUUUAGACAUGGUGUUCGGCGCCCAGCCGGAGGGCGUGCAAAAGCACCAGCUCCCGGAGAUCGUCAUCGAGCUGACCCUGCAGGACUUCCAAGGGAACUUGCUCUUCCGGCGCACGGACCGCGCGGCCAAGUCUACGGAUCCGGACAUCAACCAGAUCCUCGAGCUGCCGUUGCAUGGAGAGAAAGACGACCUGACACAAGAGAACCUGACAAAGUACAGCGGGGAGCUGACGAUCAACAUCUUUGACGAGCUGACACAGGCCACCUCCUCCGGCAAGGACCUCCGGCUGCGCACGCAGCUUCGGCAUUUGGGCCGUUUCGUGGUGCCCUGGGACACGCUCUACAGCGCGAAGUGCAGCUUGAAGGGACACUUCCUGGUGGAUCAGUACCCCGUGCUCUUCGGUUACCGCCCGAAGGCCAGGAAGAAGCCUCCGGGCGACGCAGGUACCUUGGAGAAGCCCAGAUCCAUGUGCCUGGCCCUGGACGAACGCUUCAUUGCGGCUCUGGAAGAAGGCGACGCUGAGUCUGAGAGGGCAAGCUUGGCGCAGGAGAAGGCAGAGUGGGGCUCUUCGCCCUACGGCCACUAUGGAAGCAGCACGUACAACAACAACUACUACGGCAACCCCUAUGGCAAUUCCUAUGGCGGCCCGCCCCCUAUGAACCCCAACUACGGUGGAAACCCCUAUGGCGGCAACUACGGAGGAAACUACGGGAACCCGUAUGGCAACUAUGGGGGGAACGGCUAUCAUGGAAAUUCAUAUGGGAAUUCAUGCUUCACCAAGAUUGCGAGCUCCUCCUGUCUGAUGUUCGACUGCGCCCAUUCCCGCGGACCUACCCACUGCAACACCCAGGACUACACUUGCUACUGCCAGCCAGGGUACUGCUCCGAUGGACACGGCUGCAUGCCGCGCUAA
This is a messenger RNA of Effrenium voratum, 1389 nucleotides long. The record is from the annotation of a GenBank genome assembly. Lineage: Eukaryota; Dinophyceae; Suessiales; Symbiodiniaceae.